Alligator sinensis (Chinese alligator) is the source of this 834-nucleotide messenger RNA. RefSeq names its product mesenchyme homeobox 2 (gene MEOX2). Gene Ontology annotation, molecular function: RNA polymerase II cis-regulatory region sequence-specific DNA binding; DNA-binding transcription factor activity, RNA polymerase II-specific. The transcript is spliced from 2 exons. The coding region runs from base 79 to 819 and encodes 246 amino acids. Gene Ontology annotation, biological process: positive regulation of transcription by RNA polymerase II. The record is from RefSeq and is a predicted model, not a curated record. Gene Ontology annotation, cellular component: nucleus. NCBI's taxonomy places the organism in Eukaryota, Metazoa, Chordata, Crocodylia, Alligatoridae.
ACCUUCCCCGCCGCUCCCGCUCCGCGACAGCCGCGCGGCGCCGGGACCUGGCCCUGGAUUACCCGCGCCCCGCAUGCCAUGGAUCACACCCUCUUCGGCUGCCUGCGCAGCCCGCACGCCGCGGCGCAGAGCCUGCACCCCUUCUCCCAGUCCUCGCUGGCCCUGCACGGACGCUCCGACCACAUGUCCUACCCCGAGCUCUCCACCUCGUCCUCCUCGUGCAUCAUAGCGGGAUACCCCGGCGAGGAGGGCAUGUUCGCCAGCCAGCACCACCGCGGCCACCACCACCACCAUCACCACCACCACCACCACCACCAGCAGCAGCAGCACCAGGCGCUGCAGACGAACUGGCACAUCCCCCAGAUGUCCUCCCCCCCGGCCGCGGCCAGGCACAGCCUGUGCCUGCAGCCCGACUCGGGAGGCCCGCCGGAGCUGGGCACCAGCCCCCCGGGGCUCUGCUCCGGCGCCUCCAGCCUAGGCACCAGCACGCCCACGGGGGCGGCCUGCGCGCCAGGGGACUACGGCAGGCAGGCUCUGUCCCCGGUGGAGACGGAGAAGAGAGGCGGCAAGAGGAAAAGCGACAGCUCAGAUUCCCAAGAAGGAAAUUACAAGUCAGAGGUGAACAGUAAACCUAGGAAGGAAAGGACAGCUUUCACCAAGGAACAAAUCAGAGAACUAGAAGCAGAAUUUGCCCAUCAUAACUACCUGACCAGGCUGAGGAGAUAUGAGAUAGCAGUAAAUCUGGACCUCACUGAAAGACAGGUACUGAUAAAUAGUAAUGGGUUUGAAAUGUUUAAUAUUUAUUUCUACCAGCAGUAGGCAAUCUCGCCACUG